Rotaria socialis is the source of this 279-nucleotide messenger RNA. The record is from the annotation of a GenBank genome assembly. NCBI's taxonomy places the organism in Eukaryota, Metazoa, Rotifera, Eurotatoria, Philodinida, Philodinidae.
AUGUUUCUUCCAUAUAAUAACAAUGCUUCUGAACGACCAGUUCUAAGUCCAGCUAUAAGUCUACAAUCUGUUGUAUCUCCAAUAAAUAAUAUAUCACCAAUUUCAAAUGAAACACCAAGUAUUAAUCAAUCAUUCCUUGCUGUUGCAAUCACAAUCGAUGUUUCAUUAUCGUCGUCGUCAAAUGAUCCACUUGUUAGUUCGUCGUUUAAGAAAUCUACAGAACAAGAUAAAAAUCUUUUAUCAGCUAUUGAGAAAAUUGUGAAAAAAUUUUUUACGUAA